UUACCAAACACAUUUAAUUGUUUGUUUUCUUUUCCUUUCCUUUCCUUCUAUUGUUUUCACAAACACCAUUAUCCCUCCUUCUUGUAGCUUUUGCUCUUCAUAUCCACUUAAAAAGAAGAUAAAAUAGCUCAAAUAAUCUUUGCCCUCCUUUUUUCACUUAGACACUUAGCUUUUACAAUCUCCAAAAGAAUAAACUCUCUAACUAGCUCUUUUAUCUUCUCUCACUUUUUUCCACCUAAAUCUAUCAUCAAGAAUCAAACUUGAAGUUUGUUCAUCUUUCUUUCAUUCCUUUUCCCAUCUUGUGUCUGCAACUUUUUAUUCUAUUUUUCAUCAUUUUGGUGUUUUUGAGGUAUUAACAAAGAAGUAAAAGCCAAAGCCAAGAACCAAAGAGACAAAGACAGCAAAAAAGAACAAUCUUGAAGUCAUUAUUACUUCAAAAAUUUAUCGACAAAGAUGCCCUUAGAAGGGGUUUUUGUUCAACCACCAUCUUCUAAUAAUUCUUCUUCAAAGCAAAUCCCUGAUCUUUCUCUCCAUAUUAGCCCUCCAAAUAGUUCCUCUUCUACAUUAACAUCAAACAAAUCAAAAAAUUGUCUCACUGAGCUUUCUUUAGCACAUCCCACUAGCCUUAAUGAAGAACAUAGUUGGUUUAAUUAUGGUGAUAGAAGGAAUUUUUUAAGAAACUCUUUACCCCAACAAAGCCAAAAUAACAACUAUAUGAUUCAACCAAGUAGCCAAAUGAAUCAGAUAAAUCAUGGGGUUUCUUUAUUAGAUGUUACUUCACAAAGUUUAAGCCCCAUAAAAGGUAUUCCAAUUUAUCAUCAAGAUUCAUUUUCAUUCCCUAAUUUCUUAGAGAAAGAUCCAAAGAGAUUUGGAUCACUUUAUUCACCUUAUCUCAAUGGGGGUAAUUUGGAUCAUUUACCAUUCUUGAAUUCUAGUACAAAUGCUUCUUCUUUUUCUUCUCCUUCUCCUUCACCUUAUCGGAUACCUUUGGCUAAUAGAUUUCACAAUCAACAUAGCCAAUAUUAUGGAGUAGGAUUAGGAGUUUCUCAUCAUGAAGCUACUUCACAUCAUAGUUUGAUGAGAUCAAGAUUUUUACCAAAAUUUCCAGCUAAAAGGAGCAUGAGGGCACCGCGAAUGCGAUGGACUACUUCACUUCAUGCCCGGUUUGUUCAUGCUGUGGAACUUCUUGGUGGCCAUGAAAGGGCUACUCCAAAAUCAGUCUUGGAGCUAAUGGAUGUCAAAGAUCUCACUCUAGCUCAUGUCAAAAGCCAUUUGCAGAUGUAUCGCACUGUUAAAACCACUGACAAACCUGCAGCUUCCUCAGGACAAUCAGAUGGAUCAGGUGAAGAAGAUCUGUUAGCAAUAGACAGGAUUUUGGAUCAGAGAGAUGGAUCUGAUGAUCAUCCUUCUACUACAACUCCUACUCUUUGGAGUAACUCCUCAAGCAGUAGAGAAAAAUGGUCACAAGCUAACUUCAAUGAGUCCACUGGCCUCAUCAGAUCAUCCUCUAUUCCAUCUCAACAUAGAUCCAGCCACCAUAUAGAGGAAUAUGAAUAUUCAAGGCCAGUGAGCUAUGUAGGUUGCAGUUUGGAUCAGAAAAACCCUAGCUUGGAGUUCACAUUAGGAAGACCAGAUUGGGUUGAAAAGGAGCAUGACUGAAAUAUUGUUCAUCAAUCCUUCAAUUAGUUUUGUUUUUUGUUUUUGGCUUAGCUGAUUCUUUUUUUUUUUCUUUGUAAUUUGAGAUGAAAGAGAUGUGACAUGCAUCAAAAUUAGAAUAUUAAGAGCUAUUGGAUUAGAAAAGAAAGCCAAAAAAAAAAAAAAAAGGAAUGGUUUUCAUUAGUUAGCAUGGCUAAGUUCCCAUGUAGCUUCAACUAUUGCUGAUCUUCCAUGCAUAUAUAACCUAAGUUGUGACUUGUGACCUACCUAUAUAUACAGCCUACAUUAUUUUUUUGGUUU
Molecule: messenger RNA, 1956 nt
Organism: Lycium barbarum (goji berry)
Lineage: Eukaryota; Viridiplantae; Streptophyta; Magnoliopsida; Solanales; Solanaceae
Product: transcription repressor KAN1-like
Exons: 6
Coding region: 454-1659 (401 amino acids)
Biological process (GO): regulation of DNA-templated transcription; abaxial cell fate specification
Cellular component (GO): nucleus
Molecular function (GO): transcription cis-regulatory region binding
Source: RefSeq, a predicted model, not a curated record